AUGGACAACCUUGGAACCCGCGUUCGCAUCAGUCUCGGUGUCAGUCUUGGCGAUGGUGCCCCCUCUAGUAACCCCUACCGCCUGUCUCUAUUGACAGCACCGGUUGGUCCAAUACCAGGCUUUGAGGCCGAGUUCACGAAAUAUGCGCCUUCCUCAAUGAUCAAUAACAGCAUAGCCGACGAGGUCGAUAUGGCCGGUGGUCGACGAUACACGGAUGAGAAAAUCCAUUUCGUACUGGACCUUGUACUUCGCCAGCGUUUGACCUAUGCUGUCGCGGCUGAGAAGUUCCGCAAAAAAUACAACGACAAGAAGUUCGGCGAAAAGCAAGUCAAGUAUAUUAAGUCGUCGUACUCAACUCACCCUGAAUUUGGAGUCUAUCUUUACAACGAUCCUCGUUCCCAGAAAACUGCCUCUUCGUCGCCGCGAACAACCACUGCCACAAGUGCUGCCGGUACUUCUACACAUCUGCACCCCAGCAUCAGACCCGAAGCGAUGAGUAGGUAUGCUGUAUCUCAGUCACCAGCUGACUCAAUGGGACUUGGUGGUGGUUCGCAGUUCUUGGGGGGUUCACCGAUGGAGGAAACGCCUAAAACUGGGGCUGGACCUCGAGGUACAACCUGCCAGAUGCCUACAGCUUUGGAUGCACUGGGAAAGCUCAAGAGUGAGACCGGGCGUGCUCUAUCGUCAAGCACAGCGUCUCAGUCUUCUGCCGAUUUCACUCCAUGUCACAAUCAAUCCGGGGCAACUUACCAAGGCGCCCAUAGCUUGAAAGAGUCGCGGCCCCUGAACCCACACUACAACUUCUCCCGGGCCGCCUGGCGGGCGUCGACUCCUGGUCACAGUAUUGAGACACAUGAGAAACCGGGUGCUGUUGGAGGAGACAGUUCUCCUACAAUGCAGCAAGACGCGAUUGGUGCUGCCGAGACUGCCGAGAGACCUUCGGAGACUCCUAUUCCGUCUGCUAUAGAGGCCAAGAGAAAGAGAAAUAUUGGGACUCUGAGUGAAAUUGAAGGAAUUAUUGCCGCGCGAGCCGGGUCGGCUGUGGACCUGAUCAAUAAGCGCCCUCGCACUGGUAGCUUUACCCCUUUUCUUGGUCUGGCCAGGGACCUUACCAAGUCACCGAGCAGCGACACCACCAAGAAGAUCGUUGACGCGAUCAUGGGCGAAACGAGGAUGGGAGGUCAAGGAAUGUCCGCGGGAAGUGUAGAUUCGCAGAAGACUUCACGGGAAGCGCUUUUCUACUCGACCCCCAACUUGGACUUUUUCAGCGUCCCCUUGAGUCCGGCUGCCGAAGAAAUUAUUCGCAAGCCCAACGAUGAGACAAAGACCUUUGUUACCUCUUUGAACUUGAUUUCUGAAGAACCCAAGAUUUCGGAACUCGCUGGAGUCCACCAGCAACAUGGUAUAUCCGAAUCAACGGUGACUGAUGCUCCACCAAUGGAUGCCCUCUUCGCUGGCAAUGUUGCUCAAGGCAUGCCUGGAAACGCUGGUACUUCGACCACGACACCUGGCACAAAUAACAUGACUUCGCAGGAGACUUCUGCCUCAGACCUUAUCAGUAACUUCACGGCGUCUAUCCAAAACCCCGGUGGAUUUGUCAUGAGGUCACCGCAGGGAACGUGCUACCGCGCUCCCUCGCCGCCCGCCCCCUACACGCGCGACAACUAUGUCGGCUGGGACCAAAUUGGUCAUAUCUACUCUACGAAACAUGAAAAUUGUCCUGUCAAAACUCACCAUCGUCACGAUCAUUCUGGAGGCAUCUACUUUGUCAACAUGUCCUACCUGAUGGAGGCUUUGCAGAACUUCAGCCUUGACAUCCACAUUGAGGCCCGGCUUAAAUCUGGACACGACCAGUCUACCACAGCUAACGCCAACGCUUCUGCCGCUAGAGUUGAAGCUACCGUAAAAUCAGACAACGUCCCCCUGCAAAUCCAUGCCGAGCCGGCUGCCACGACUGCCGACAAUCGCAAUCAAGUCUCCUGGGAGGAGGCUGCCCUCAACCAGUCCAUCUGGACGGCCGGCGCUGAAACGCAUGCCCAGCUCGAGGGACUUGAAGACCGUCGCCGCACCGCGGCAGAGCAGCUCUUCGAUGACAACUCCCUGACCGAAGAGCAGUAUAACGACACCACCAAUUAG
Pseudomassariella vexata is the source of this 2136-nucleotide messenger RNA. RefSeq lists its product as uncharacterized. The record is from RefSeq and is a predicted model, not a curated record. The coding region runs from base 1 to 2136 and encodes 711 amino acids. Lineage: Eukaryota; Fungi; Ascomycota; Sordariomycetes; Amphisphaeriales; Pseudomassariaceae. The transcript has 5 exons.